GUUGUGUAUGUAGGAUGUGAAAGUGAAAGUGAAAAGAGAUGCACGCAUACAAUAGGGUACCGAGUAGUGGACAGAGCAGCCCAUCAGCACCAUCAUCUCCCCGCCUCCGUUCCAAACCCGCUCCUCGUUUUCCCGCCCCCCAAACCCUUCCCCAACAUCUUGCUUCCCAAUUUCUCUCUCUUCUUCUUCGUAGACAAGGCAUUUUUCUCUUUGCCCCAUUGAUUUACAUCUCCGCAGUCCUUUUUUACAUCAAUACUCUUGACUUUCACAACCUUCCACCUCCACAUUAUGCACCACCUGGCUCUGUUUACCGUAGCCCACAGCUUUAUGCUAACCUUAGACCUCAAAUGGACUCCGAUAAUUCCAAUGCUGAUGCGAUAUCGACAAUAUGGAGAAACUCCUAUAAAGGUGGUGAAUGGAGACCAUGCAUUGACAAGUCUUCAAGAGGUUUACCUGAAUCAAAUGGGUACAUUUACAUUGAAGCAAAUGGUGGUCUGAAUCAGCAAAGAACAUCAAUAUGCAAUGCUGUUGCUGUGGCAGGUUAUCUUAACGCGACCCUGGUCAUUCCACAUUUCCACUUUCAUAGCAUUUGGAGGGAUCCAAGCAAAUUCAGUGAUAUUUAUGAUGAAGAAUUUUUUGUUAAAACCCUAGCAAAUGAUGUAAGGGUGGUGGACAAGGUUCCUGGUCUUAUUAUGGAACGGUUUGAUUACAAUAUGACCAAUGUGUACAACUUCAGGAUCAAGGCAUUGUCCUCUGUUUCGUACUACCGGGGGACAGUUCUUCCUAAGAUGGUUGAAGAACAGAUCAUCAGGAUAUCGCCGUUUGCUAAUCGUUUGUCAUUCGAUGCUCCUCCAGCAGUUCAGCGGCUUAGGUGUCUGGCAAACUAUGAAGCCCUUAGAUUUUCAAACCCCAUUUUGAGUUUAGGACAAACAUUGGUUGCAAGAAUGAAAGACCGAAGUGCAAAUAAUAGUGGGAAGUAUAUAUCUGUGCAUCUUCGCUUUGAGGAGGAUAUGGUUGCUUUCUCUUGUUGUAUAUAUGAUGGUGGAGAUAAAGAGAAAAUAGAUAUGGAUGCUGCAAGAGAGAGAGGAUGGAGGGGCAAAUUCACAAAACGUGGUAAAGUGAUUCAUCCUGGAGCAAUCAGGAUCAAUGGAAAGUGUCCCUUAACGCCAUUAGAGGUUGGAUUGAUGUUAAGAGGGAUGGGGUUUGGUAAAAGCACAUCCAUUUAUUUAGCUUCUGGAAAGAUCUACGACUCUGAGCGCCACAUGAAACCACUAUUAGAGAUGUUUCCGCUUUUACAAACGAAAGAGAUGCUAACAUCCCACGAAGAACUUGCCCCAUUUCAGAAUUACUCUUCCAGGAUGGCUGCUAUAGACUAUACUGUUUGUCUUCAUAGUGAAGUAUUUGUGACAACUCAAGGAGGAAAUUUCCCCCACUUUCUGUUGGGUCAUAGAAGAUUCUUGUAUGGUGGACACUCGAGGACAAUUAGGCCAGACAAGAGGAAGUUAGCUUUGUUAUAUGAUAACCCAACUAUUGGGUGGAAAAGCUUCAAGCGGCAAAUGCUAAAUGUACGAGCACAUAGUGAUUCAAAAGGAAUUGAGAUCAAAAGACCAUCUGACUCUAUAUAUUCAGUCCCAUGCCCAGAUUGCAUGCGCCGCAGUAACAAGACUGAAGUUUAUCCUUAGUGACAUGAUUCUGGGAAUAUCUUUGGUGGUGUUUCAGUACCCAUUGUUUGUAUGGAUUUGUGCUCCUAACCUUGCCAUUCUAUGUCCCCCCAACACUGGAGAAGGCCCCAUACCGAAUCCUAGAGCAACCCUUGUUGAGAGAUUUUCUUCAAUUGCUCGUCAAUUAUUAUUUUCUGGAUAUGAGUUAGAGUGACAUUGUGCAUGAUAAUCCGAGUAAAGGACAUAGAAAUGAUAUUGAUUGCUGGGUUCCAGCUGCUGUGAAUUGAUACGGGAUACAUAUUAAUUCAACAUUAGUUUUAUGAGUAAGGAUGGUGUAUAUUAGUUGAGAGGCUGUAGUAUUAGACUAACGCAACAGGAUGAAAUAAAGAAAAGACAGGUUUCCCAAUUUUUAAUUUUGGA
Solanum stenotomum is the source of this 2081-nucleotide messenger RNA. RefSeq names its product protein ESMERALDA 1-like. Lineage: Eukaryota; Viridiplantae; Streptophyta; Magnoliopsida; Solanales; Solanaceae. The transcript has 10 exons. The coding region runs from base 39 to 1682 and encodes 547 amino acids. The record is from RefSeq and is a predicted model, not a curated record.